UAACAGACUGUUACCCGUGUAGUAUUGAAAUUACCUAUAUAAAUUGAAACCACAAAUUUCUGAAAACAAUCUCACAAUGGCCAACGUUUCCACCCGAUUGUUGGAGAAAUACAACGUACUGCUGGAACAUUUGGACUUCGGAUACAUUCGGGCCAGCACGGACGGGCGGGAAAUGGAGAAAAUCGUUAAAAUCCUCCGUUCCGGUCAGGAGGGCUUCUAUCCACAGCUGACCGAUCUGGCUGUAGAUCGGCUGCGGCAGCUGAAGCCGGACAGCAAACUUCUGAGAACGGAAAGUGAACCACUUCGAAAGGAUUCCUUGCCGGCCAACGAAUGGGAGCGGAUCAGCGACGAGCUGGCCUCUUGGGAGAAAAACGUGACUAGGCUCCAUCAAGGACUGUUAGAGGUUAAGGAUGAACCGGUUUCUGUUCUCCCGCCCAUAAGAAGUGUCACCAGUAAAGUCGAAACAUCAAAGAAAAACUCAAGUUCAGAAGGGAAAGCAACCCGUAUAAAAUCCUGUGACUACGAGCGCUGGGACCAGUACGAUCCGGAUGCGGAACUGCUCAAGAUGGAGCUGGAGGAGGAACGGCGAAAGGAGUUCGUUGCCGAACAGAAUCGACGCAAUGCGGAACGGUCGACUCUGAUCGAAGAGUUGCCACCGGAUGAGAUUGGGCAGCUGAGCGACGCGGAACGAACGAUUCUGGCCGGGAAGUACCGGGAGAAGGGUAACGAUUUCUUUCGGGGCAAAGAGUAUCAGCAAGCGCUGCAGGAGUACGAUACUAGCUUGCGUAUUUGUGCGACAGCCGCAUGUUACAAUAAUCGGGCGGUGACAUAUUUAAAAAUGAACAAGUUUGAGGAAGCGGUUAACGAUUGUGAUAAAUGCUUGGAGUUGGAACCCGAGAACAUCAAAGCCAUGCUACGUAAAGCUGAGGCUCUUAGAUCCGAUUCUAAAAUUAGAAAGGCUUUUGAAGUCUACAAAAAACUGCUCCAGUUAGAACCGAAUCACAAAAUGGCCUUAAGUGCGGUUGAGAGUCUUAGAAAAACGGAUCCGGAUCUUCCACCACUGAACUCGUUCCGUAUGACCAUUGAGGAAGUUACCAAUGAACAAAUAAAAACCGAACAAUUGGCGAUUCGAAAAAUUGAGGAAGAACAGGAAAUCGAUGUAGAUUUCGCUGCGCUCAUUAAGCCGAAACGAAUUGUAAAGGAUAAACUCCCGGAUGCUAUGAAGGCCCUCAAAAGUGAAACCGCGAAGAUCGUAAAAGAAAGCAUUAACCAGAGGCAGGAACGAACCAACCGUAAAAUCGACCUGACGGUAACAAAACCGGAACCGAGGAAAGUUCUCAUACAAGAAUUGUAAACCGUACAUUAUUGGUGUAAUUUUAAUAUUUCACUUGAUACUAGUUUUCUUCCUAAUCGGACGAUACAAAAUAACAGAAAUAAUAGGUUCUAGUGACGCAAUAGAAAUUGAUUAGUAUAUAAUAUAAAUGUGUCCCAUCAUACUCGUAUAUUCCGUUCGCGUAGCAGCAGUUAGCUGUAGAUGUGUGACCCGGGGGAAUGACUAAGCUGAAAGGAUUUAGAUUACUGUUUUAAAACCAGAGCAACAGUGCUCUCUGCUUACCACGCUGCUGCUGUUGCUCCAAUCAUGCCUCGUGGGGCAGAUGGCGAUUGAAGAUACCAUCGUCAGCAUCGCCAAGAUCGUCCGAAUCCUGGCUGCGACGUCCGAGAGUGGCCAGCACGUACAUGAUACACACGAACCCGAGCAUCCCGGAUACCACCAAGAACCAGGUUCGCCGCCAGGGUGGCCUUGAUGAGGGCGCAUAGAAGCGACGGGACCAGCGUGAGAAGAUUUCCGCCGGCGUUCGGCGUUUGUAUUUGUUGUCGUCCCGGUCCGAACCACCGAUAGGAGAUUCGCGGGGCAACAGCGGGCGCCGACUGCUUGCUGGAUGGGAAAUUAUAAAAAUAGUUACGAUUUUCUAACAUAAUAAAGAUGGAGGAAAACUUUU
Uranotaenia lowii is the source of this 2000-nucleotide messenger RNA. It is a transcript of the gene Spag1, whose product is annotated as sperm-associated antigen 1. Bases 77 to 1354 code for a protein of 425 amino acids. NCBI's taxonomy places the organism in Eukaryota, Metazoa, Arthropoda, Insecta, Diptera, Culicidae. Gene Ontology annotation, molecular function: heat shock protein binding. Gene Ontology annotation, cellular component: cytosol; mitochondrion. The transcript is spliced from 4 exons. The record is from RefSeq and is a predicted model, not a curated record.